GUUGGGAACACUGCCAACCUGCUACCAAGCGAUGCGUAAAAUACCACAGGGAUCGAGGUGACAGGAAGGAACGUCAAGGUAGUAGAGUAAAUAAAUAUCGAAGUUGUCAUAGAGAGAUAACAGGAAGGAGAAGAAAAAAGUAAAGGUUAAAGCGAAAGAUUGUUUAAUAAAGUUAAGAUAAAUUCAGUUGAAAAGCGAAGUGUUUGUUGGAAAAAUUCUAAUAAAGUAAGGAAGCGGAGUCAGUGCAGGUUGUUUCUGACAGGCACCUAUCGAUUGAUAGUUAAAAAUCAACAAACAACUCUAGUGGACGGAAGGACUGUCUGAGACGAUUCGAGAAUUAAAGUCGAGAGACAUUAAGUCUGUGGAAUAUUCGGACAGAGCACAAUUAAAAUCCGUGAGUUGCGAGAGAAGCAUUGUUUGAAAUUUUAAACUAAGGUACUAAAUAAUCGAACACUAUCCAGGUACGAACUACAACUACAUCGAAAGUUAGGUUAGCACGAGUACAGUCAGUAGGACGAAAACGUGUAACGCUAAUCGUGAGUAAACGCAAAUGAAAUUACUAGAUACAACAUAUUAAAAUAACAUAAAAUAUUGGCUAGGGUGGUUAAUUUAACAUCAAAUUAAACAAUCAUAAAUCAGGAGUAUUUGGAAGAGUUAAAAAUACACGAAACACUAAUUGUAAGUAGUAAAACCAUUUAACUAUAAUGUCUCGAUAAAUUGUAACCAAAAUUUUAAAUACAAUUUAGCUUUGAUCGGCUAGUUAAACGUCGAUUGUCAAGGAGGUUUCAUUGUUCGGUCCGAACAAAAUCAAAGAAUUAUUUCGGAUUGGAUUUGCUCUUCGCAGAAUGACUUCACGCAAUUCCAAGAUUGUUGGGGGCCACGACGAGGAGGCCUAUUCGGAAUGUUUAUAUUGUAAUAAAUGCGAGUCGGACGAUGUUGACUGGGUUCAAUGCAAAACUUGCGAGCGAUGGGCUCAUUUUUCCUGUGCGGGCGUGGAUGAGAGCGUCGUUGAAGUUGAGUGGGAAUGUUCGCGAUGUGAUCGGCCAGUCGAUCAACAACUAACCGUUCCAAAAACGUCUAAGACGCGGUCUAAAACUAGAGCCGGAUCGAAAAGCGAAGGGGGGUCUGUUCGCGGCAAUGGGUCUGUUUCCGAACUGACUGAUCAGCAGUUUGAGGAAGAACAACUCGCGCGUGAAAGAGCCUUUGCGAAGCAAAUGGAGAUUCGGGAAAGUAGACUACGUAGGGAGAUGGAAUGGAAUGCAAAGCAGUUGGAGAUGGAAAGGAACAUGCGAAAAAGGGAACUCGAGGUGCAACGUAUGAUGCAGGAAGAAAAGCUCAAGCAGGAACAAGAUCUGUUGAACGCGCAGUUAGCAGACGAACAAGCAUUUUUAAAGCAGCGGAAUGAAAUUCGAAGUAAACUGAACAGCAGUAUUCAAAAGGUUAAGUCAUAUAUGAACGAAGAGGGUGCUGUAGGCGGUACGUCGGAACAAACACCUAACAAGGUGACUUCGUGGCUACAUAGUCAAAGAAAAUCCGUAACAAAUAGAACAGCUAAUCGCGGGGCCGUGGAAAAAGUUGAAAAUCCGUUAGUAAGGCCAUCUUUAUCGGUUGCUGAAGAUGAAGUGAGUCAGUACGAUGAUUCCGACAGUGACGGGGAUGGAAGACAGGACUCAGACAAGAGUGAGAGCAUUGGAAAAAAUUCACUGGCGGCAGGCGAAUCUCACCGAAGCCAAAGCGGAUUUGAGAGUCAAGCUUUCAGGCUGACUCGGGAGCAGAUCGCUACCAGGAAGGUGAUAUCAGGACACUUACCCAAAUUCAAUGGAGACCCAGAAACAUGGCCGUUGUUUAUAAGCAGCUUUGAGAAUACAACCAGGGCUUGCGGCUAUUCGAACAUCGAGAAUUUGGAUCGUCUGCUAAACAGUUUGGGAGGAGAAGCGCUAAAUGCUGUCAGAAGCAUGUUAGUGCUCCCGGAUUCUGUGCCGGAAGUUAUUCGAGACCUUCGUAGGUUAUUUGGCCAGCCGGAAAAACUGCUAAGAACGUUGUUGAAUAAGGUCAAAAAUGCACCUCCACCGACGACGGAGGAUUUGAAAACUUUUGUCAGGUUUGGCAUAACGGUUAAACAACUCUGUGACCAUUUGGAAGCGGCGCAUCUUAGUGACCACCUGCGGAAUCCUUUGUUAGUGCAGCAACUUGUAGAGAAGCUGCAACCAGAAUACCAAAUGAAAUGGGUAGAGUACAAACGAGGUAGAAAGGGAACACCACUGCGACUGUUCACAGAUUUCAUCACUGGUAUCGGAGACGUGGCGUCUGAAGCAGUGGCCUAUUCAUUGACGACCAAUGACACAGCACGGCAUUCGAGAGUAAAACCCGCCAGGAAGAACGAAUUUCUGCACGUACAUGAUUCUGCGUCGAAGUGCGACGAUCGAACGUUCACAGGAAAAGCUAACAAACCUUGUUGGAUCUGCAAUCGAACAGAUCAUCUGAUAAGGUUCUGCGAGGACUUCAGGAGGAUGAACGUGGGAGAACGGCUGAAAGCUGUAGAAAAGCAGAAGCUGUGCGGUGUCUGUCUCAAUAAGCACGGCGACAAUGCAUGUGGGUCGAAGGCACGGUGUACCGUGAAGAAUUGCAAAGGCAAUCAUCACACACUUCUGCAUCGUGUAGAGGAAUCUGUUCAGCUACAGAGAGUGGAGUGUAAUACUCACGGAGGCCUAGAUCGUUCGGUCAUCUUUCGCAUGGCACCUAUAUCGUUGUACGCGGGAAAUAAGCGAUACGAUACACUGGCAUUUUUGGACGAGGGUUCAUCUACAACCCUGGUAAACGAGGCUGUGGCAGACCGACUGAAGGCGGAAGGAGAAACAGAGCCACUCAUUGUGACUUGGACUGGGAACAUCAAUCGGUUCGAAAAUAACUCCCGGAAAGUUGAAUUGACGCUGUCGGUAAAAGGCUCAAAGGAAAAGAUUCCGCUGGAGAACGUUCGCACUGUGUCGGAACUUUUGCUUCCGAAACAGCAUAUGCGUUUCGCUGAUGUUGCGAAGCAAUAUCCGCACUUAGCAGGGUUGCCGGUAAGAGAUCAUCCAACCGGACAAGCAGCGAUACUUAUCGGUUUGGAUAACCUGCAUUUGUUUGCGCCGCUGGAGUCACGAGUCGGUAAGCAAAACGAACCGAUUGCCGUGCGAUCGAGAAUUGGAUGGACGGUAUACGGCCCUGAAAAGCGUAAGCCGAGCGCAAGUACGUUCCUCAAUUUGCACACAGUGUCGCCAGUGAGCAAUCAAGAUUUGCAUGAUUUGAUGCGAAAUCAGUACAUUUUGGACGAAGCAGUUGUUUCAUCGUUUCCCAUACCCGAGCCGAAGGAAGAACAACGGGCGAAAGCGAUAUUACGAGCGACAACAAAACGGUUAGGAGAACGAUUCGAAACCGGGCUGCUGUGGCGUGAAGACGAACGCCGAUUUCCCGACAAUUAUGCGAUGGCAUUACGGAGGAUGAAGGCACUCGAACGAAAGCUUGAAAGAGAUCCAGCUUUAAAGGAGAAUGUUUGUCAGCAGAUCGUGGACUAUCAGGAGAAGGGUUACGCGCAUAGGAUAACUAAGGUAGAACUUACGCAGACGCCUAGCUCGGCGGUCUGGUAUCUGCCAUUGAAUGCAGUUGUGAAUCCACGUAAACCAGGGAAAGUGCGCCUGGUGUGGGACGCAGCCGCGUCGGUAAGAGGAAUAUCACUGAACACAGAACUGUUAAAGGGUCCAGAUAUGCUUAUACCCCUUCCCAGGGUUAUUUGCCGCUUUCGUGAACGUCCGGUGGCGUUUGGCGGAGAUAUCCAAGAAAUGUACCACCAGAUUCGAAUCCGAUCUGAAGACAAACAGGCGCAACGCUUCUUGUUCAGGUCCAACUCAGCAGAAACACCCCAGGUGUACGUAAUGGACGUGGCCACCUUCGGAUCCACGUGCUCGCCCUGCUCCGCGCAAUAUGUUAAAAAUUUGAACGCGGAACAGUUUUCAGGACAGUUUCCUGAAGCGGCGAUUGCGGUUAGCGAAAAGCACUACGUAGAUGAUUACUACGACAGCGUGGACACAGUGGAAGAAGCGAUGCAGCGAGCCAAAGAAGUGAAAUAUAUUCACUCUCAAGGAGGCUUCCAUAUCAGGAACUGGGUUUCGAGCUCCCAUGAAUUUCUCGAAGCGAUGGGCGAGCGGAAUACGAAUGAUGCAGUUCAUUUCAACCGGGACAAGAGUGCGGAGUAUGAGCGCGUGCUGGGUAUUGUUUGGGAGCCGGUUGAGGAUUCAUUUUGUUUCGCUUCCGUGUCUACUGCAGCGUUUCGGUCAGUUUUAGAUGGCGACGAACGCCCAACGAAAAGGAGUGUCCUUAGCUUCGUAAUGGCACAAUUUGAUCCAACGGGACUCAUCUCUCCAAUAACUGUGCGCGGAAAGAUGCUGAUCCAAGAUCUCUGGCGUACCGGUUGUGACUGGGAUACGAAAAUUGAUGCGGAAUCGUUCGAUAAAUGGCGUCGGUGGAUCGGUAUGAUGCGAAACAUCAAAUCCUUCAAGAUAUCGCGGAGUUAUUUUGGAGACGCUAAAUCGACAGAGAUACAGGAGUUAGAGCUGCAUAUUAUGGCAGACGCAAGCGAGAAAGCAUAUGGAUGUGUGGCAUACUUUCGGGCAGUCGUAAGAGGUGAAGUGCGGUGCGCACUGGUUAUGAGCCGUUCUAAAGUGGCCCCGUUGAAACAGGUAUCCAUUCCCCGUCUUGAGCUCCUGGCGGCAGUUCUUGCUGCACGACUGUCGAGAACUGUUAUCGAGAACCACAGCCUAGUCGUCGGCCGAGUGGUAUUCUGGGUGGAUGCUAGUGUGGUGCUCUCGUGGAUUCGCUCCGAUCAACGCCGAUAUAAACAAUUCGUCGGAUUCAGGAUCGGCGAAAUUCUCAGCCUAACGAAAUUGACUGAAUGGCGCUGGGUGCCUACCAGGAUGAACGUAGCGGAUCAGCUAACGAAGUGGGGCAAAGAUCCAGAAAUGCAUCCUGGAAGUGCGUGGGUUCGUGGGCCCUCCUUUCUAUACGAAAAUGAGGAGAAGUGGCCGAAGAAAGAAUUACCCCCCUCAAACACGACGGAAGAGCUACGCAUUCAUCUGUUGUUGCACAAUGUGAAGGUACAGACGAUUCUCAUAGACGCGGGGCGCAUUUCCAAAUGGACCGUGCUCGUGCGAACGAUGGCGUGCGUUUUUCGGUUUAUCUCGAACUGUAGACGAAAGUGCAAAGGACUGCCGAUUAAAACGCUGAAACCGACGAAGCUGCAAGCAAAGAUGUUGAAGCAAAAUGCGGUAGUUUGUACUAUUGUUCCAUUGCAGCAAGAAGAGUAUGAUAUGGCCGAAAAAUGUCUGCUGCGUAUGGCUCAGGCAGAGAGUUUUAUUGAUGAACUAAAGUUGUUGAAACGGAACGAAAACCGCCCAGUAAGUCAGUGGCUCGAAAUCGAUAAAUCUAGUCCUCUUAGAAAGCUCACUCCGUUAAUCGAUGAGGCUGGCUUGAUUCGUAUGGAGGGACGAUGUGCGCAGGCCGAGGAUCUUCCAUUCGAUCUUCGAUUUCCUGUCAUUUUACCGGAUGAUUCCAGGAUCACCAAUCUGAUCGUCCAGCACGUUCACGAAAAGUGUGGCCAUGGAUACAGACAAACGGUAAAGAACAAACUGAGACAACUGUUUCAUAUCAUUCAUAUGGAUGCAGUGGUAAAGAAGGUAUCAUCGGCUUGCAUGUGGUGUAAGGUUAAUCGCAAUCGUCCGCGAGUUCCCCGAGAAGCACCGUUGCCGGUGCAACGUUUAACACCAAGUCUUCGUCCAUUUAGUUUUGUUGGAGUAGACUACAUGGGACCGUUCGAAGUGACCGUGGGACGCAGAAGAGAGAAACGGUGGAUAGCACUAUUCACCUGCCUGGUUACGCGGGCGGUGCACCUUGAGGUUGUGCAUGGACUGACAACACAAUCGUGCUUGAUGGCGAUAAAUCGUUUCAUUGGACGACGAGAUUGGCCAAUAGAGUUUCUGUCGGAUAACGGGACCAAUUUCCAAGGGGCAAGCAAAGAGCUGGCGGCACUCAUUAAGGACAUCGAGUUUGAUUGUGCGGACGAGUACACAAACGCUAAAACGAAAUGGACGUUCAAUCCUCCCGCUUCACCCCACAUGGGAGGUGUGUGGGAACGCUUAGUCCGCUCGGUAAAGGAGGCACUGAAAUCGUUACAUGAUGGCAGGCGACUUACGGAUGAAAUCCUUCAGACGGUGAUUGUGGAAGCCGAGGACAUGAUAAACUCCCGACCUCUCGCAUAUACGUCUCAGGAGUCUGAGGAAGCAGAAGCUUUGACUCCAAACCAUUUCUUGCGUGGCCCCCCCUCGAAGCGACAAGACGUAGGUAUUCCGCCGGCAAAUCCUAGUGAAGCUCUGCGGGAUGCGUACAAACGAUCACAACAGUUGGCUGGUGAGAUGUGGCAGCGUUGGAUUAGAGAAUACGUCCCCACUCUGAACCAACGCACCAAAUGGUUUGGUGAAACGAAACCGUUGAAGGCGGGUGACCUGGUCUACAUCGUCGAGGGAAACAACCGAAAGUGUUGGGUUAGAGGAAUAGUAGAGGAGCCUAUCAUAUCCAGAGAUGGUCGCAUUCGACAAGCAUGGGUGCGUACGCGAACUAAGCGCUACAAGCGUGCAGUAGCGAACUUGGCUGUGCUGGAGUUAGAAGUAGGUAACACCGAACCGAAAGUAACUUCCGGACCUGGGUUACGGGCCGGGGAAUAUGUUGGGAACACUGCCAACCUGCUACCAAGCGAUGCGUAAAAUACCACAGGGAUCGAGGUGACAGGAAGGAACGUCAAGGUAGUAGAGUAAAUAAAUAUCGAAGUUGUCAUAGAGAGAUAACAGGAAGGAGAAGAAAAAAGUAAAGGUUAAAGCGAAAGAUUGUUUAAUAAAGUUAAGAUAAAUUCAGUUGAAAAGCGAAGUGUUUGUUGGAAAAAUUCUAAUAAAGUAAGGAAGCGGAGUCAGUGCAGGUUGUUUCUGACAGGCACCUAUCGAUUGAUAGUUAAAAAUCAACAAACAAGUAAGGGAAAGUUAUGAUCACGAAAUACCACUCAUAACACGUUAAAAUUAUACAGCUCUAGUGGACGGAAGGACUGUCUGAGACGAUUCGAGAAUUAAAGUCGAGAGACAUUAAGUCUGUGGAAUAUUCGGACAGAGCACAAUUAAAAUCCGUGAGUUGCGAGAGAAGCAUUGUUUGAAAUUUUAAACUAAGGUACUAAAUAAUCGAACACUAUCCAGGUACGAACUACAACUACAUCGAAAGUUAGGUUAGCACGAGUACAGUCAGUAGGACGAAAACGUGUAACGCUAAUCGUGAGUAAACGCAAAUGAAAUUACUAGAUACAACAUAUUAAAAUAACAUAAAAUAUUGGCUAGGGUGGUUAAUUUAACAUCAAAUUAAACAAUCAUAAAUCAGGAGUAUUUGGAAGAGUUAAAAAUACACGAAACACUAAUUGUAAGUAGUAAAACCAUUUAACUAUAAUGUCUCGAUAAAUUGUAACCAAAAUUUUAAAUACAAUUUAGCUUUGAUCGGCUAGUUAAACGUCGAUUGUCAAGGAGGUUUCAUUG
Molecule: messenger RNA, 7598 nt
Organism: Wyeomyia smithii (pitcher-plant mosquito)
Lineage: Eukaryota; Metazoa; Arthropoda; Insecta; Diptera; Culicidae
Exons: 2
Coding region: 846-6791 (1981 amino acids)
Biological process (GO): DNA integration
Molecular function (GO): nucleic acid binding
Source: RefSeq, a predicted model, not a curated record